AUGAACUGUGAGCAGAAUCAAUUUGAUUUUAGAGAGUUUUCAAGCCCAGAAUUCGUAGAUUUGGGGCAAAAUCAUCUAAACACUCCAAUUAUAGACCUCACAUUACCCAAGGCGAAAAAUUUGACUAAGAGGAAGCCUUCACUGCAAAUUGAAUUGCCGGCGGUGAAGAAAUUAGUCUGGAUCGACUUCUCAAAGUCGUCUCGGUCGAACUCGGCGACGACGGUGCAAGACAACUCGGUUGUGGAGGAGAAGUGUCAUUAUAAAGGGGUACGACAGCGGUCGUGGGAAAAGUACGCUGCGGAAAUUAGGGAUCCGAAAUGGCGUGGCUCUCGCCUUUGGCUCGGAACGUUUGACACCGCCAUCGAAGCCGCGAAAGCUUACCACAGGGCGCAUUCAGGAAAUAAAAAAUAA
This is a messenger RNA of Fraxinus pennsylvanica, 411 nucleotides long. The record is from the annotation of a GenBank genome assembly. NCBI's taxonomy places the organism in Eukaryota, Viridiplantae, Streptophyta, Magnoliopsida, Lamiales, Oleaceae.